Loxodonta africana (African savanna elephant) is the source of this 1569-nucleotide messenger RNA. It is a transcript of the gene DECR2, whose product is annotated as 2,4-dienoyl-CoA reductase 2. Gene Ontology annotation, molecular function: 2,4-dienoyl-CoA reductase (NADPH) activity. NCBI's taxonomy places the organism in Eukaryota, Metazoa, Chordata, Mammalia, Proboscidea, Elephantidae. The record is from RefSeq and is a predicted model, not a curated record. Gene Ontology annotation, biological process: fatty acid catabolic process. Gene Ontology annotation, cellular component: peroxisome.
AUGAAGGGCCGUGACCUUUAUGACCAUAAGGAGGGCCACUGUGGGAGGUGGCACUGGGCAGCCAGGCGUUUUAAGGCACAGAUCUGCCCGCGGCGGCCGCCCUUAAACCGGAAGCCGAGUGUCCACUGUGCCCGGCCGACAAAUCCUCCUGAAAAGGACGCUGUGCAGGUGCAUGUCGUCCGGCCACCUAUGCACCGACGCGGAAGAAACGGCCUGCCACGACGCAAUACGCCUGCGCUCAUAACCCGCCUCCAGUCCCAGAAGGCAGCGCGGCCGCGAUGCGGGGGCUUAGCGGAAGGGGAGAGGAGGGGCGUGCGGGGAAAGCCGAGCGCGGAUCCCGGUGGACGCCACCUGUCAGUGCUGCAGAAGCUGGUGAACCGACCCCAGCCGGGUCCUCGCUGUCCCCGCCGCCCCAGCCUGCAUCGAGGGCAUGGCCAGCCGCCGCCCAACAUCGAUGAGGACGAUUGUCUUCUCGAGUACUGUCACCUCUUCUGCCCCGUUUUUGUUCCUUUUAGGGACAAAGUGGCCUUUAUCAUUGGCGGGGGCUCCGAGAUUGGCUUCCUUAUUGCUCAGGUCUUUAUGCGGCAUAGCUGCCACAUGGUCAUCGCCAGCAGGAGCCUGCCGAGAGUGUCAACGGCUUCCAAGAAGCUGGUUGCAGCCAAGGGCCAGUGGUGCCUCCCUCUCUCUCUGGAUGUCCAAGAUCCCCCAACCAUCAUAGUUGCAGUGGAUGAGGUGCUGAGGGAGUUUGGGAAAAUGGACAUUCUCGUUAAUGGUGCGGCUGGAAACUUCCCGUGCCCUGCCAGCACCCUGUCCUUCAACGCCUUCAAGACCGUGCUGGACAUCGACGCUGCUGGCACCUUCAACGUGUCCCAUGUGCUCUAUGAAAAGUUCUUCCGGGAUCACGGAGGGGUGAUCGUGAACAUCACUGUGACCCUGGGCAGCUGGGGGCAGGUGCUCCUCAUACAUGCAGGCGCUGCCAAGGCUGCCAUGGAUGCCAUGAUGUGCCACCUGGCUGUGGAGUGGGGACACGGGAACAUCCGUGUCAACAUUUUGGCCCCCGGCCUUAUCAGUGGCACCAAGGGCUUCCAGCAGCUGGGUGGCCCCCAGGCCAGCAGGAUCCUACACUUCCUCAGGAGCCCCCUGCAGAGGGCAGGGAACAAGAUAAUCGCCCAUAGUGCGCUUUUCCUGGCCAGCCCUGCAGCCUUCGUGACAGGAGCUGUGCUGGUUGCCAAUGGUGGCAUGUGGCUGACCUCCCCCAACAACACGGAGAUGCUGGUGGGGUUUCCAUCCUUCCCCACAAAGCUCUAGGUGACUUAUUUCUCCCGCCUUCUGGGGUCCCCUGUCUUUGGCCUUCCUGUGCCCCCCGUGGUAGCCUUCUCUGACUGUCCACAUGGCUGGUGCUGGGCACAAAUACAGUCUUAUCACUGGGCAUGUUUCUGGUUUUGUUCUCAGGUAAUCUCGAGUUUCUACCACCCCAGGGAUCAGGCAGUAUAUGGGAUGCCGCCAGAAGGGUCUUCUUGGGCAGGUGGGUGGCAUGGGAGGGGCCCAACCUGCCAGAGUGGACACAAC